Molecule: messenger RNA, 150 nt
Organism: Gaeumannomyces tritici R3-111a-1
Lineage: Eukaryota; Fungi; Ascomycota; Sordariomycetes; Magnaporthales; Magnaporthaceae
Exons: 1
Coding region: 1-150 (49 amino acids)
Source: RefSeq, a predicted model, not a curated record
AUGGACGAACUGGUACCUCUAGACCACAAGAUGUUUUGUUUCGGGUGGGCUUCUGUCCGAGCUUACGCUACCCUCUGUGUGCGAUUCUGGCUCGGCGGUGGCGUCUCUCGUCUUCUCUCCCGCAUGGUUUUCGGCAUGUUUUUCCUUUGA